Rotaria sp. Silwood1 is the source of this 2670-nucleotide messenger RNA. The record is from the annotation of a GenBank genome assembly. NCBI's taxonomy places the organism in Eukaryota, Metazoa, Rotifera, Eurotatoria, Philodinida, Philodinidae.
AUGAAUGAUAGACAACCUCUUUUAAACAGAUCUAGUAAAUUAUCUAUUGGUGAUGAUGGUGAUGAUGAUAAUCGGAAAAAGACAACACUUUUGACCGAUAGUUAUUUUAAUUGGCGCCGAUACUUCAGUCGACAAGAGAACGAUAAUAAAUAUAUAACAUUAAGUGACGAUACUGAACAUAGUGGCAAAGAUGAAGCAGUUGGUGUUUUUGGUUUAUCAUUUUCAGAAGCUCGAAUUGCAGCAGCAUCAGUGUUUCGACUUAUUGAUGAGGGAAAAGACACUAGUAUGAAUGAAAUAGAUUUAUGCACAGGGGAUACGGUGUCUUUUUAUGAUAUCAAUGGUGAUAUUGAAUUUGAUAAUGUUAAUUUUACCUAUCCAUCUCGAACAGAUGCAUCAGCUCUACGUCAUCUCUCUCUUAUUGCUCGUGCUGGCCAAACGACUGCACUCAUAGGUACAAGUGGUUGUGGAAAAAGUACAUGUAUGUCACUGCUUCUUCGUUACUAUGAACCUUCAUCAGGUCGAAUAACAAUCGAUGGUCGAUCAAUAACAGACUACAAUAUCAAACAACUUCGACGAAGCAUCGGAGUCGUCAGUCAAGAACCCAUUUUGUUUGGCACGAAUAUUUAUGAAAAUAUUCGUUUCGGUAAAAUAAAUGCAACACGAGAAGAAAUUGAACAAGCAGCACGAGAAGCAAAUGCACAUAAUUUCAUCAUGAAAUUACCAAAUAAGUAUGAAACACUUGUUGGUGAACGUGGUAUACAGUUGAGUGGUGGUGAAAAACAACGUAUUGCAUUAGCUCGUGCUCUUGUUAAACAGCCUACAUUGCUUUUAUUAGAUGAAGCAACAAGUGCACUCGACAACGUUAGCGAAAAACUUGUCCAAGAAGCACUCGAUCGAGCAUGCAAAGGUCGUACAACUAUUGUUAUUGCUCAUCGCUUAACUACAAUUCGAAAUGCUCAACAAAUCUAUGUAUUAGAUAAUGGAAGUAUCAUUGAACAAGGUACACAUGAAACAUUGAUGGGAAUAGAAAGAGGCAAAUAUCAAGCAAUGAUCAAACGUCAACAAAUAGAAAGCAUCUAUGAUGAUCAAGAUGAGAUGAUGAGCAUACAAAAAGCAAGAGAAGAAGAUGAAAAAUCAAUAAUGGAACGCUCUUAUUUACUCAGUGAUAGUGAAAUGAUUGAUAUAAACAAACAAAGUUCAAAGUUACCUCAGCAAAGAUUUGCCUUUUUAAGACUCUUGUCAAUGAAUAGUCCUGAAUGGAUUAGUAUCUUGAUUGGUUGCAUAGCGUGUAUACUUAAUGGAGCAGCUCAAUCAUUGUUUGCAUUUUUACUUACCAAAAUGAUCGAGUAUACAGCUUUUGCUAUAGCAGGAUCGAAAUUAACGCAACGUAUUCGUUCCAAAGCCUUUGCAUGUCUUCUUCGUCAGGAAGUUGCUUAUUUUGAUCGACCCGAGAAUAGUUCUGGUGCAAUUUCUACUCGUCUUUCUUCAGAUGCAGCAGCAGUUCAAGAAAUGACUGAUACUCGAUUAGGAGUUGUCUGUGAAAUUCUUGCAUUGUGGAUUUUUGGAAUUCUCUUUGGAUGCUUCAUAAGUUGGCAAUUAACAUUGAUAGUCUUUUGCUCUUUUGUUAUUUUAUGCAUAGUCUCCUAUGGACAAGUAUGCUUACGUUUAUCAAUGGACCAACAAUCUGAUCAUAUUAUCAGACAAGCAAGCACACUUGCUGUUGAAGUUAUUCACAAUAUGCGUACAGUAAAGCAGUUGUCAAUGGAACAAGAAGUCUCACGACAAUAUUCUGAACUCAUGCGUCCAUUAUUUAUAUCUAACCGUAUUGCUGCAUCAGUCUCAGCUGCUGAAUCAUUUUUUAAUUUGUUUGAUCGAAAACCAGAUAUCGACAAUACCUCAACAGAAGGAAAAGAAUUAGUUGAUUUUCAUGGAGAAAUAACAUUUAAUCAAGUUAAAUUUAUAUAUCCAACUCGGCCAACAUCCUAUAUUCUUAACAAAUUUCAAUUAGCUAUCAAGCCAAGUCAACGGGUAGCUCUUGUUGGCGCAUCUGGAUGUGGAAAAUCAACAAUAAUUCAACUGUUGGAACGAUUCUAUGAUGUUACAAGUGGUCAAGUACUUCUUGGUGGUAUUGAUAUUCGACAACUAAACGUUCAGUCGGUUCGAUCUCAGUUUGGUCUUGUUUGCCAAGAACCAAUAUUAUUUGAUUUAACAAUUGCUGAAAAUAUAGCAUAUGGCUUAGAAAAUGCUCCCAUGGAAGACAUUAUUUAUGCGGCAAAGAAAGCUAAUAUUCAUCACUUUAUUGAACAAUUGCCUCAGGGUUAUGAAACAAAAGUAGGAUUGAAAGGAAGCUUUCUGUCAGGUGGUGAAAAACAGCGUAUCGCUAUUGCUCGAGUUCUUCUCCGGCGACCUAAAGUAUUAUUGUUAGAUGAAGCUACAAGUGCCAUGGAUUCACACAAUGAACAAAUUGUACAAGAAGCUCUUGAAGAAGCCCAAACAGAAGAUCCUAACCGAACAUCACUCAUUAUUGCUCAUCGUCUUUCAACUAUUCGUUCAUGUGAUUUGAUUUGUGUACUUGAUAGAGGAUGUAUAGUAGAAAGUGGCGCUCAUACAGAAUUGUUACAGCGACGUGGUAUUUAUUAUAAAAUGCUUGCAUUAAACAAUUCACAAUAA